Messenger RNA from Schizophyllum commune H4-8, 615 nucleotides. RefSeq lists its product as uncharacterized. The annotation marks the transcript as partial. NCBI's taxonomy places the organism in Eukaryota, Fungi, Basidiomycota, Agaricomycetes, Agaricales, Schizophyllaceae. The record is from RefSeq and is a predicted model, not a curated record. The transcript is spliced from 2 exons.
CUGUCGUCAGACGGCCGAUCGUGCCAGGACCGCCAAAGAGUCGACGCGUGCGUGGGCUGCUGCUGCUGGGGUCGGCGCACGUGGCUGACGUCGAUGACGCGUUGCGGGUCGCGCGCCGGUCUUGUCUCCCGCCCUCACGUCGGCGAGCGCGGCGCGUCCAUCUUCUCCGUCCCCCGUCCUCCGCCUCUUAUGCUCUCACUGCAAUAUCUCGCCCGUCGUUGUUCUGCCUGCACCCUGACCUCGCGUCUGCGCUUCUGAGCACGCGCCGGCUGGGCAUCGGGGCGUGAUGUGACUGGAGUUGAACUGUCUGACUUCCUAAUCGAGACGAGUUGGGUGAAAUUGCAAGUUGGACCUAGCCGAGCUGCGAAAAACAUAAACCUCGUCUAAUCGCUCUCGGACCUCGCGGGCUGGGUAGAGGGGGCAAAUACAAGCCGGAUUACCGAGGGAUUUUGUGAUCUUUUACCUUGGACUUGUCCUAUACCCUCCCUCACUGCCCGAUCUCGGAAUUAAGCGUGACAUGGGGGCUGCUACUCGUUGUAGUUCACCGUCUCUCACCGUUCAAGCUGGAGGAGGUGCAGGACAUGUCCUUCUUUUGCUCUAUAUACUUCCUCAGGC